Molecule: messenger RNA, 2897 nt
Organism: Scylla paramamosain (green mud crab)
Lineage: Eukaryota; Metazoa; Arthropoda; Malacostraca; Decapoda; Portunidae
Gene: Octalpha2R
Product: alpha-2A adrenergic receptor-like
Exons: 2
Coding region: 890-2404 (504 amino acids)
Biological process (GO): adenylate cyclase-activating adrenergic receptor signaling pathway
Cellular component (GO): plasma membrane
Molecular function (GO): adrenergic receptor activity
Source: RefSeq, a predicted model, not a curated record
GUGACCUACAGCGAGGCCUUGACCGGCGGCAGCUUGCAGCGUCUCCUGCUCGACAAAGCGAAAUUCUUUUUAAAGUUUGGAGUUGUUUACACGUGACUGUGCCUCUCCCUGGUGGCGCAGGAGAGGCUUGAUCCACAUUGGCUGGACGCGGUCCCCGGGGGGCGGGGAGGGUUUGAUGUCCUCAUGCGACAAGCGAACUAUUUUGAGGACUGGCUGCCCGACAAAUUGGGUGAAGACGCCAGCCGGCGGCAGGACGAUUGACGGCGGAGCGUCCGUGGAGGCGGCGGUAAAGAGGCAGAGUCUCACAGCCCCACUUUAGGGCGGGAGGGCGACCUGUGGCUCCCCGCCGGCGUGUGGGCGAGGAGGCCGCGCCAGUGAGCGGCGCGCGGUGCUGGGGAGGAGAGGAAGGCCCAUCGCUCCGCCACUUGAGCACCUGGCACCCACCUGCCCAAGGCCGCGCGGAACGUGUCGCCGCGCGGCCUGUGACACCACGCUGGGAACGAGGACUGCUGACGAGGCUCGAGUGACGGAGGCCUGUGGUGGUCAAGAGCGAGCUAGUCAGGAAGCAGGGGAUGCAGGAUACCCGGCGCGGGGCGAGGCGAGCCAACACAGACAAGGUCCAGCGGUGCGUCUCUGGUGUCGGCGGUUCCUCUGGCUUGCGUGUUGAACCAAAGUAAAAAAAGCGUCGCGGAAAGUUUUUCCCCGAAACUCUUGGUGAGAAACAAUCAUUGUUCUAUCACGAUUUUGCUUUAGUGGAAACACUCGUGCAGUGCACCUGUUGCUUCUUUGACAGCCAAGACCAGACCGCCAAAUGUGAACUGACCUGACAAGCGCCGAGCUGUCGCCACGCUUCGGGUCUUCCUGGCAAGAACAGCGCCGUCACUCCGCCAUGGAUGACAUGGAUGACAUGAGCGACAACCUGACGGCGAGAGCGGAGGAGGAGGCCGAGAGUUUCCUGGGCCACGUGGGAGGCGGCAGAGGCAGGGUGCAAGACAUGAACGGGAGUGUGACGUCCUGGAACGGUACGGUGUGGGUGUACCCGUGGGGCGCGUCGCUGUACCCGUCCCGCUACACCACGGUGGAGGUGGCGGUCAUCACCACUCUCGUGACGGCGGCCAUGAUGGUGGUGGUGGUGGGCAACAUGCUGGUGAUCGUGGCCAUCGCCACCGAGAAGGCCCUCAAAAGCCUCACCAACUGGUUCAUCGCGUCGCUGGCCGUGGCGGACCUGCUGCUGGGUCUGCUUAUCAUGCCCUUCAGCCUAGCCAACCUGCUCAUGGGCUACUGGGUGUUCGGCGACCUGUGGUGUGAGCUGCACGCCGCCAUAGACGUGCUGCUUUCCACCGCCUCCAUCAACAACAUCUGCCUCAUUUCUCUCGACCGCUACUGGAGCAUCACGCGCGCCGUGGACUACAUGAAGAAGCGAACGCCGCAGCGCGCCAUCGUCAUGAUCGUGUUCGUGUGGGUGUUCUCUGGCCUCGUGUCCAUCCCGCCGCUCCUUGGGUGGAAGCAGACCCGCGCCCCGGACCUCUUCCCCAAGUGCACGGUCUCGGACGAGCUGAGUUAUGUCAUCUACUCGGCGCUGGGCAGCUUCUACAUCCCGAGCUGUAUCAUGAUCUUCGUGUACAUCCGCAUCUUCUACGCUGCCAAGGCGAGGGCGCGCCGCGGCCUGGCCAGGAGCAGACCCAUCACCAGGCGUGGCACGCCCUCGGCAGCCCUCUACGCCCACAUCGGCGCCGGCCACCGCGCGGGGCUGCUCACCAAGAAGGUGCUGGUGUACCACCUCAGGAUCCACGAGGACAUGGAGGCCGCCAGUGACGAGGCCAAGGAGGGAGAGGACGCGCCUGCCGAGGCCAAGCAACAUGACUGGGACGAGGCCGGGAAGGGUGUCCGCCACGCCGGCGAGGGGGCAGCCCAGCCACCCAUUGAGCCGCAGGUCCACGGCACCAGCGCGUCCCCAGGAGGCCCGCCACACACCCAGACGACAGACGUGAAAGGCGGCGCCCAGCCCGCUGCUAUGGUGCCUCCACCAGCGGGGGAGCAGCCCCGCAAGGUGCGUCCGCCGCCCAUCAGGACGCUCACCAAGCCUCGCCGGGAGCUGAUUGACGUGGGGCGCGUGUCCACCAAGAUUCUGGACCUUGAGAAGGUCAAGAAGCGGCUGGCUCGGAAGAAAGAGAAGCGAGCCACGCUGAUCCUCGGCCUCAUCAUGGGCUCCUUCAUCGCCUGCUGGCUGCCUUUCUUCCUGCUGUACCUUCUGGGGCCGCUGUGUCCCUCCUGCCACAUCCCAGACUACGGCUUCCACAUCGCCUUCUGGUUGGGUUACAUGAAUUCCGCCUGCAACCCCGUCAUCUACACCAUUUUCAACAAGGACUUCAGGCAAGCCUUCAGGAAGAUACUCUUCAAGUAGAUGGCGCCGCGGCUGUUCCCCUUUGGACAGUUUAUCAACGACUCGCCGCGUACGGGUGUCAGUCACGGUGUUGUGGUGGUGGUGUUGCUUCUGGCUUCCAUUACCUUAAAGUUAGAUUUAAAGGAGUAAAGGGCUAACCCCAACACUGGGUAAAUCUAGAGAAGAAAAUAUGUAAGUGUGCUGGCUAGCCACGAACACUUCCUACCGCUGCUCCCAAGACGCCGCGGUCCGAGCUGGAGAGUCGAGGGGCGGUGGACAACUUGCUAGCUGCUAUGGGACUUCCUGAAAACUAAACGUCAUCAGUGUUCAGUGUCAAUCAUAUCGUUGUUCCUGAGGUGAAUUAUAACCUUGAUCCCUCACCCAGCACUUCGGAAUAAACUGUAAAAGUUAAAUCUGUUUUCUCUCAACCACCAAAAGUGAAUGCAAGAAUGGAAGGACUGGAUGUGUUCCUUUAAAAAAUCGUGUAACCUUUCUGCGACCCUUUCAUGAUACG